This is a messenger RNA of Boleophthalmus pectinirostris (great blue-spotted mudskipper), 4906 nucleotides long. It is a transcript of the gene uncx, whose product is annotated as UNC homeobox. Gene Ontology annotation, biological process: regulation of DNA-templated transcription. Lineage: Eukaryota; Metazoa; Chordata; Actinopteri; Gobiiformes; Gobiidae. The coding region runs from base 3005 to 4297 and encodes 430 amino acids. The transcript is spliced from 3 exons. Gene Ontology annotation, molecular function: DNA-binding transcription factor activity, RNA polymerase II-specific; sequence-specific double-stranded DNA binding. The record is from RefSeq and is a predicted model, not a curated record.
CCAACAGUAAAUAAAAUGCAAGUUAUUAUAGGAGCUUUAUUAAUUAUUUAAUCUGUAUUGUUUGGAUUUCACUUAUAAACUUUGUGUGUAUUGUAGUGAAUAACAUAAACAAAUACUAUGUCUAUGUUUAUCUCUUUUUAUCCACAACAUUUAAUACAAGAUACUUCUACUUGCUUCUUUAUAGUUAAGAAAAUUUUAUCUGAAUCUGAAAAAAAAUAUAGCAGUUACCAAUAUUGUAACAAAUAACGAGCAAAUGUGAAGAUAAAGUUGCAGUACCUAUUUUGGAGCCUCUUGUUGGGGGUUAUAAAGUGGGGGUUAAUGAAAAAGACAGAUUGAGCACCCCCCCUGCUGUGCGAAUAGCCCCUGUCAGUCCCUGCUCCAUUCUCUGGACCUCAUCUCUGUGUAAUCAAUUAGUCUAUAGGCCUCGUGUGCUCUUAUUGACUGGGAUCAACAAUAUAUAAACGCAAUAAAGACGAGCUGUCCGCGCGCUCUGACGCACGGCUCCAAAACCCCAUCUUGUCAAAUGCGGACAAACUAUUUCUCUGAUCUCUAUUGCUUUUUAAGACAUGCCAAAGUGUUGUAAAAAAAAGGUAACGAUGCAGGGGCAGCAGAGCGACUGAACGCUGGCCCUGUCCGCCUUAUUAUCGGGUUAAUUAAAGCUCCGAUCUGACAAUGUCACCCGGUUGUAGAAAAACGGAUUUAAAUGCAGCCUCUCUGGAGACUGUGUCAAGAAGAGGAGGGCUGUUUUUCCAUUGAGUCGAGGGACCAAAACCUAUACAUGCAAAAACCUCCCUCCUAUGUGUGUGUGUAGUCAGAAGUGACAAAAAGCAAUUAUUGAAUUUUUAGAUGUCCAAAAAUAAAGCGAGGAAUUAUUCAUAAGAAGCAGUGCUCGUCGUGGCGCGUAAAAGUUCAUUAAAAUGGAAGGCCCGUGCGCAGUGGAAUAUACGCCGGGUUGUUAUUUGGGCUUGGGGGUCAAGUGACGAGCGGAUUAUAUACUUCCUCAUAAUAAUAUUAAUUAAACAAUUUGCAUGCUAAUAGGGUAACAAUUAUCGCAGCUUCUGUUGAGAGAUUCAGGUUAUUACAACAUGCCAAUCCAGGGUGCCAAGGGUCAGGGACUGAGUGGGGUGCGAAAUUUCAACUCUGAUUAACAUUGUGACAGCGCCAGACUUGGGAUAAAUAAAGUCGAAUUAAUUAUUUGAGAAAAGCUAAUGAGGAGAUCUACAACUGAAGCGGCCCAUAUAUUGUGGAGGAGAUUUUUUAUGUUAAUUUUACAAGUAGGAACGUGUCUAUUUCACGCUCUUGUCCCAUUGUCUUUUAACACUCCACAAAACCGACCUUUACUUGACCUGCGUCCGGUUCAUACACGUUAGAUUUUUCCGGUGUUAAGCCACUUUUAAUUUAGUUUUUAAUGAAAUUGGCAGGAGGAAAAUGAAAAGUUAACCCGAGAUAAAAUGUUUGGUUUAUUGUUCUCAUAGGUUUACCUUAAGUUGCCAUGGAAACACUCAGUUAAACGGACCAGCUGUUAAAUCAAUUGAUUGUUGUGGGGCUCUUGUUUUCUCACACCAUUAGGAGUCACUUAAAAACGCAUUUCAACAUUUUGACUGCACGUUUGAUUUAUUGUCAUUAAUUAGUUUUGCUUAUAAAUACAUAAUAUAAAUUGCCAUAAAGCUGUCAAAUUAAUCUAGUAAAAAUAUACAAUAGACAAAUAUUAUUUUACCAAUUGUAUAGAGAAUAACUGAACUUUGAUUUUUCAUUUAUCAUUUAAGAAUCAAAUAAUUAUUUCACUUGAUGAGGAGAUAUUGACAAUAGUGGGUAGGCUAUUAGUAUACAAACUUACUAAUAUAUUUAAUUGGGGCAAUUACAGGCUUUUUAAUAGGCUAGGUUUUGUUUAUUUUGGACAUGCAGCUGAAAUUACAAUGUGUUUUUUUUUUUACAGUUAUGGUUAGAUCACAGUUUGACAGCUUCUCUCACUUGUCAUUGCGUUUUAAGACGCUACGAGAUGAGAGAAACACAUUUUGGUUUCAUGGUUCAUUUUUGACUGGUGAGUAAAAGUUGCUGUACUUUUACUUUACUUAUACUUUUUUCCCUUCAUUUUAUUAAUACUGACAAAUAUAAAAAACGUUUUCAAUGUACUGUAUUGUACAAUGUUUGCACAGCCUCGCUCGGGCAUUGUAAUAAAUCCAAAUCUUAUUUUAUGUCAUCAUGAGAUUUAUUGGGGUCAAAUUAAUCUUCUUGUGGCAAUUUUAAUUACGCAUUCAAAAACGUGAUGUGUUUGUUAUUAUACAGAUGUAUGUAAAAAAAAAAAAAAAAAAAACUACUAAAAUACUUUUGUUUAAUAUGUUAAGAAAAUAGCUGUGCGUAAAAGUGUAACAAAGUGCACGUUAUUUUCUGUGCGUAAUGCCUGUUCCUUUAAACCCAUUAAACAUAAAGCCUUAAUAACCUUCUCUGACUUCCCCUUUAAUAAAACAUUACCCUAAUCAAUGUGUGUCGGCGGUCUAUAAUGCCCUGUAUUUGCUGCUCUGUGAACAAAAACUGUCCUCGUGCUGCCUUUUCUCCGCUACACGAUCCGCUUUGCUCCUCUCCUCUCGCUUCCUUCCUGCCUCCCUUCCCCUCGCUUCCUCUGGCGGGCUCCCCCGUGUAGUCCGCGAUGUAGUUCUUAUCAAAGCCCUCCUGUCUUGUUGUGACAGCUCUGAUAUUGUUUAUUGAGGUGGAUGUCAGCUUUAAUUAGCAAUCGAUACGGGGGAGCGUUUGCAGCGAGCAGGAGAGGAGACGGAGAGAGCGCGCCUCUGACGUCAGCGCCCCAUUACCGCUUCUCAUUGGGUCCCGUAUUCCCACAGCCUUGGACCGCUAAUUAUUGGGAGGUUCAUGUGGAUAAAGUAGAGCUCAUCCCUCCCGCUCGCAUCAUGUCACCCGCUCGUUGGCCGCUGCGUGCUCUUUAGUCUGGUCCGGCCCUUUUUCCCUUUCGCACGUCGCGGUUUCCCCCUUUUUUCCCCUAGCCCUCGGGAUGAUGGACAGCAGGAUACUGGAUCCACCUCACGCCCAGUUCGGCAUGGUGGGCUUCCCGUACCAUCUGAGCCACCACCACGUUUACGAAUUAGCCGGCCAUCAACUUCAAUCUGCGUCCGCGGUCCCCUUCUCAAUAGACGGAUUACUUAAUGGAUCGUGCACGGCGUCUGUGGGCAAUUCCAACCCCCUCUUGUCUUCGGGCUGUGGGAUGAAUGGAGAUAAUCAGCAGUACAAACUGACAGACUCGGGGGACCCAGACAAAGAUAGCCCCGGAUGCAAGAGAAGGAGAACGCGCACAAAUUUCACCGGUUGGCAGCUGGAGGAGUUAGAGAAAGCGUUUAACGAGAGCCACUAUCCGGAUGUGUUCAUGAGGGAGGCUCUGGCACUGCGUUUGGACCUCAUCGAAUCCAGGGUGCAGGUUUGGUUCCAAAAUCGCAGAGCCAAGUGGCGGAAAAAGGAGAACACGAAAAAGGGCCCAGGUCGACCAGCCCAUAACGCGCACCCCACCACGUGCAGCGGGGAGCCCAUGGACCCGGAGGAGAUCGCGCGCCGUGAGCUGGACCGCCUGGAGAAGAAGAAGCGUAAACAGGAGCGGCGUCUGCUCAAGGCCCAGAAUAAAGCCUCUGGUUCUGGGGAUCUGUUCCACACGCCCGGGUCGGACAGUGACAGCGGGGUGUCCCACGUGACCGACAGUGACCACAACAUGAGCCUGUCUUUUGACAACAACAGCCACCACUCGAGCUGCGACCCUCUCCCAAACCAAAGACACCCGGAGCGGGACAUUGGCGGAGCCGACAACAGCGCCCUGAACACGGGGAGCGUGAACAAACUCAACCCGUUCAGCGUGGAGAGCCUUCUGUCGGACUCCAGACCCAGACGCACCCCCGCGGCCUUACCCCCCUCGCGGCCUUUAAUAGGAAAAGGACACUUCCUUCUCUAUCCCAUUACGCAGCCACUAGGAUUCAUUGUUCCCCAAACUGCCCUCAAAUCUAACUCGGCCUCGGCGUCAGGACACAGCGAGGGGCAGCCCGGUGGAUCUAGGGCGGACUGUGCGGACUCGUCGGCCACAGCGGAGGACCAUCCCGGUGGCAGCAGCCCGCCCAGAUCCGCCUUCCAGACUCAUAACCCCGGCGUCUGCAGCAGCGACGUGUCUUAUGAACACAGCACGAGCCCCGCUGUAACUGCCGACGCGGACAGAAAAGAGCUUUUAGAGCAUUUAGAAAACAAGGACGAGAACCCCGCGUCUGUACCACGUGACAGUCCCGUGGACAGCACUAAGGACCUGGAGUAAGAUCCUCGGGGUAAAGAGAAACGCGCAGAUCUAUUUCUCAUUAGGCCAAAGCUUCCUUGCUGAUAUUUUUUGACAAUGUGUGUGCGCCAGGAGUCUAGAUAGACUAUACCUUUAAGUGGUAGCUUGUGGUUGAGCGGGGUUGUAUGGGGUAGACCAGUGGGUUGCUGCUCGUGAAUAGUUUAUUACCACUAAAACAAAUAUACUGAGGAAAUAUCAGAUGAACUAGCUGUUGCUAACAGGGCCACAGACAUUUUACCAAAACAAAUUAAGGCAAUAUAAACAUCAUUUUAUAAUUUUAUGCCCAAUUGACAUUUUUGUACUUAUACUGCCAAUGCUAUCUGGGUGUUUCAGUAAUCAAUUAAAUAUGGCCCCCAAAUAAGAGCACUUGCUGUAAACCAAAACUAUUCUUGAAAAAUUGCUCAGCACAUUUUUAAAUGGCCCAGUGUUUGUGUUAGCCUGUAGUUUUGUUUUGGCUUCUUUGUGUGCAUCAUUAGUGGUAAUUGACUGUCCACUAAUUAUCCUAUACAACCCCUGAUCCAAAAAACCACACUAUCCUUUUAGUGUCUUGUCAAAAACGUGAAGAGACCAACAAAAACCCUCAAGAGCUGU